Molecule: messenger RNA, 870 nt
Organism: Hyaloscypha bicolor E
Lineage: Eukaryota; Fungi; Ascomycota; Leotiomycetes; Helotiales; Hyaloscyphaceae
Exons: 3
Biological process (GO): regulation of DNA-templated transcription
Cellular component (GO): nucleus
Molecular function (GO): DNA-binding transcription factor activity, RNA polymerase II-specific; zinc ion binding
Source: RefSeq, a predicted model, not a curated record
UCCCCAGCAUCCCCAGGACAUACCACGCUCUUCCCCUGCCCAAAUAGACGACGGCCCCGCCAUCGCCAUCGCCAUCGCCAUCGCCUUUCGCCAUCCCACCCAUCUCAUCGACAGCGCGAUCAGAGUGGUGGUUAUCCACCGCCACGCGACCAACCUGAAUCCCAGUACCCUCCUCCUCCGGGCGAAGAAGACGAUAGGGCUAGGGCAUACCAUCAGCGAGUUCCUUCUAAUAGUGUCACUCUCCCAUCAAUCUCUCCUUACGAUCCUCAAUACGCUCAACAAAAUGGAUACCCUCCCGACCCGCGAGCAUACCAACAAGAUCCGUACAGAGCUCCACCGGGACCUUACAGAGACGACCGAGCCUACCAGCAAGAUUAUGGCAGAGGCGGGCCACAACAUAUGGCUUUCAGCCAGUCAGCACCCAGACAAAGAACAGCAAUUGCAUGCAGAUAUUGCAGAAGACGCAAGAUUCGCUGCUCAGGAUUCGAUCAAAAUCCAGAAGGACGUUGUUCCAACUGCCAACGAUUCCAACAAGAGUGUAUCUUCACUCCCGUUUCGUCCCAAGCUCAGGCUUUCGUCCCAGCUCAUGCCGUCUAUCCUGGCAUGCGAAAUAUGGGUGUCGGCCCAGAUGGUCGUCCUCGUCCGAUGAUGUAUCCCCAAACCCAACUGUAUGGAGCGCACGGCCAACCUUUGGGUCCUCCAAUCAAUCAGCAAGGCUCCCCAUACGACUACCCUGCACCUUCUCCUACCGGAUCCUACAGCUCGUUUUCUGAGGACCGCGGCUCAGCACCUCCGGCACAAGAUCAAUCUCGGAAACGACCCCAACAAGACCCUCAUACUUCUAUUCUUCCCCCGCCGAUGCCAGGUCAG